This is a messenger RNA of Raphanus sativus (radish), 1104 nucleotides long. RefSeq names its product WRKY transcription factor 55-like. The record is from RefSeq and is a predicted model, not a curated record. The transcript is spliced from 3 exons. Lineage: Eukaryota; Viridiplantae; Streptophyta; Magnoliopsida; Brassicales; Brassicaceae. Gene Ontology annotation, biological process: regulation of DNA-templated transcription. Gene Ontology annotation, molecular function: sequence-specific DNA binding; DNA-binding transcription factor activity. The coding region runs from base 16 to 906 and encodes 296 amino acids.
AAUACUAAGCUAAAAAUGGAAGAGGUAAUGUCAAUGAUCUUCCAAGGAUUCAAACUGGUUAUGGAGCUUGAGUCAAGCUUACCGGAAAAGUCACUAGAAGCUCUCUCGACCUCUCUCGACGAGAUCACAAAGACAUUUGGUGAUGCAAACGAGCGUCUGAAGAUAGUUCUUAGGAACUCGGAUACCGCACUGGACCAACUUAAACCGGUGGUUGUGUCGUGUUCAGACCAGUUGCUAAUGCAGAAUGAACCGGGUCUGAUGCAGGAGUAUUGGUUAAGGUGUGGCGGGUCCACAUCAUCUCAGGGAAUCGGAGCCGUGACUCAAAUUAGGCAGAUCAUGGCCGUUGAAGAUGGCGGAAGAAACUUGACGGCUGCAGAAAGAUCAGGCGGCUCCGGUAGCAAUCCUUCCACGCCAAGGCAACGCAGAAGGAAAAACGAAGGAGAAGAACACGUGGUGCUGGUGGCGGCGUUAAGGACAGGAAACAUAAAUCUACCACCUGACGAUAACCAUACUUGGCGUAAAUACGGUCAAAAGGAAAUUCUUGGUUCUAAGUUUCCUAGGGCGUACUAUAGAUGCACCCACCAAAAGUUAUACAAUUGUCCAGCUAAGAAGCAAGUACAACGCCUCAAUGAAGAUCCCUUCACCUUCCGAGUCACUUACCGUGGCUCACAUACUUGCCACAUCUACUCAACCGCUCCCACCGCUUCCGCCACUGCCCCCACUGCUCCAGUUACAACUAGCCUUUCCCUUGACUACGGUCCCUCUUUCUUCGACAUGGCUGAUGCUAUGAUGUUUGAUAGCAGCGGGAUUGGGGCCAACAUGGAUAUAUUUUCUUUCAGUGAUCUAAGUCAUCAUGAUGAUCACUGUUACCGGCGUUCGGAAGACGGCGACGAUGGAGACAAGUAGGAUUUAUGUAUCUACAUAAAAAGGACAUGUUUGAUUUAAUUUAUUAUUAGUAUUAAAGUUUUGCAUAUCACUCGUGAUUCUAGUUUGGAUCUAAUGGGAAUCAAUUCCUUGAGAAGUUCGCUUUUUUUUUUACAAUGAAAAGUGUUUUCUUCAUUAUUAAAUGGGUUUGUUUCAACCAUGUAUUUUAAUUGUUGUAUA